Aspergillus japonicus CBS 114.51 is the source of this 2315-nucleotide messenger RNA. RefSeq lists its product as uncharacterized. Lineage: Eukaryota; Fungi; Ascomycota; Eurotiomycetes; Eurotiales; Aspergillaceae. The record is from RefSeq and is a predicted model, not a curated record. The coding region runs from base 213 to 2294 and encodes 693 amino acids. Gene Ontology annotation, biological process: regulation of DNA-templated transcription. The transcript has 7 exons. Gene Ontology annotation, molecular function: zinc ion binding; DNA-binding transcription factor activity, RNA polymerase II-specific.
CAUCGAUCUUAGAAACCUCACGGCACGCAAGAUACAGCCCGUUCAGGACUAAGCUCACUCGUGUACAGUCACAGAUUAGCCUCAGUCUUCUCCACUGACUUGGGCCACCUCAGCCAUUCGGGUCAACUUUCUCGGUCUUGUCCACUCCGACUGAGGGUUGAGGCAGCGGCAGCCUUACGGGGCAAGGGCAAUUCACGCCCCACUCGGCAAGCAUGGUUGGAGUGGCCGGAAAGUCCAAGGGUUGCAAUACUUGUCGAGCACGGAAAAUCGCGUGCGACCAGCAAAGGCCGGCAUGUGCUCGAUGCACUCGAUCGAAUCGCGUGUGUGGCGGGUAUGAGCGGGAUAGGGUCUUUGUCAUGAUGCAGCCAGGCGCGAAGAAGAAACACGUUUAUCUCAAGUCUUCUCCCUCGCCGUUAGAAUCCUCAGUUGAGAGUUCUCCGCGCUCCGCCGAGACAUCGACACUCUCACCUGCUGGGCGCAAUCAAGCACGCUACUCAUUCACGGAAAGAGCUCCAGCUUACACGCUGCUCCAGAGGCAGAACGACAGUCAUAACCUGGUCUUGUCUUUUCUCGCCAAUUGUCUCCCAGCCGCCUGGUCCACAGCACCUUCCAGAUCGUGGAUCACGCUUCUGGCAAGCCUGCGCACAGAAGUGAAAGCCCUGGAAGUAAGCAGUGCCGCCCUGGCAGCCGCAGCAGUGGGACGCAGAUUCAACGAUCCGGCAUUGGUCCAAUACAGCCACAGCCUCUACACCCAAGGACUUCAGCAACUGCAGCGCGCGCUGUGGGAUCGUAGGCUUGCUCAGGAUGAUGCAACUCUGGCAGCGUGCAUGGCUCUAAAUCUGUACGAGGCGAUGGAAUGUCCGAAUGCCGGGUCGGAAGGGUAUUUCGGCCACUGCCAGGGCCUUCUGGUCUUGGUGGAAGCGCGUGGGAUUGACGCUCACUGCUCCGGUCCGGGCCACCAAUUGUUCCUCGGUGUCCGAAUCCCAGGGAUAAUAUACGCGCUGGAAAACCACUCUUCAAGCUUUCUAUUCAACGCGGCGUGGAUGCACCAACCGUGGAGCCAAACCCCGAAAACCUCCUUCACGCAGGUAGUCGAUUGUCUCGCGCAGGCGCCCGGGAUUCUGCAGCGAGUGUUCCUCUUACCCAGUCUCAGCCCCGACCAACAAGUCGAGGCCUGUUUCCAGCUGAUCGCGGAAUGCUGGCAAAUCGACGCGAGACUGGACACGAUCUACGCAGUGAUGCAGGAUGGCAGGUCGGACCCACUCUACUGGCCAGUUGCCUCGAACUAUCCCUCUCCGUCGACAACUGCGCAUGGUCAGAACCUCUUUCCCUUCGUCUUCCAUUUUGCAGACUUUGAGACCGCAGCGACGCUUAUCCUGCUGUGGGCGGUGCGGGUCCUGCUGUGGUCGGGUCUGUGCAAUUUGUACAAGGGCAUGUUUCCGACCAGCUGCAUGCUGCCGGCUGAUGAGCGAGUGGGGCCGCUUCGAGCCCUCGGCCAUCGGAGGGAGUAUAUCUCCAUGGCCCAUCAUGUCUGUCACUCGGUUGAAUACCUGAUGCAGGAUGAUUUUCUGCUGGCGGGACCGCUAUCGGUUACCCCAGCGCUGGGGAUCGUGAUCGACAGUCUGCGGUAUCAGCCCGAGCAUGCCGCGGUGGUUGCAUGGCUGCGGGCGGCUUUGGACCUCGUUCGGCAGAAGGGGUUGAAAGUGUUGGAGCACAGUCGAGUACUGCGUGGAAUCGGCCGCACGAGCGAGGAAGGCGGGAUUGACUAUGAUGCCCUGGGAAAGAUCCAACUGGCCGUGCAGGUCCUCUAUAUCACCUCUGCUGCGUUGGUGAAAUUGUCGAUCCUGUUUCUGUACCGCCAGGUCUUCCAGCACAUGCGAACCAUCAUCACCAUCACCAUCGCGGCGAUUGUGGUCAUUACCGUCGUUUUCAUCUUCGUGGCCAUCUUCCAGUGCCAUCCGAUCGGAAGGUUUUGGUGGGAGCCGAAGGCUGCACAGGGUGCAUGCAUAUCCCAUCUCAUUUUCUGGUGUGAUGUCGCGGUGGUCUUUCUUCUGAGCAACAUCUGGAUUACAGCUUUGCCUGUUCGACCGAUUCUGGGUUUACUGACGUGUUCGACGGCAACGAUUCGCCUGGCCUAUGUCAUCAAGCUCUACAGGGGCAAUGACCCGACGAGAGACAUAGUCCCGAUCUACUUCUGCUCCAUCUCAGAGAUAUGCGUUGCUCUGGUCUCCUUGAGUAUACCAUCUCUGCGUCUGGCCGCCCGGCGAAAAUGGACAAGCCCGGCCCCAUGCUGACUCUUCGACGCGGCUGCAUUG